Messenger RNA from Chara braunii, 979 nucleotides. Lineage: Eukaryota; Viridiplantae; Streptophyta; Charophyceae; Charales; Characeae. The record is from the annotation of a GenBank genome assembly.
UACGGGAGGCUGCUAGCCUUCUGUUUCUUUACCCCUAAGCUGUAUUCGAGUGCAACACCCAGUGCGGAUGAGUUUUGCAGUGUGGGAGAUGAUUGCUCCCUCUUACUCUGGGAUGCUAGAGUCUCUGACGCACCCGUAAUGCAGGUGCAGGACGCACAUCGUUCAGAUGUACAUUGCGUAGAUUGGAACGGUCAUCAUCAGAAUUUGAUUAUCACUGGCUCUGCAGACUGUACUAUCAAUCUUUUUGAUCGGCGGAAUCUUUCUGGUGUUCAAGGGAAAGCCGGACCAAUAUGCACGCUCAGACAUGGAGCUGCUGCUGUCCUCUGCGUCCAGUGGUGUCCAGACAAGCCUACAGUGCUGGGAAGCUGCUCUGAAGAUGGCGUUGUGAACAUAUGGGACAUCGACAAGGUCCGUAUGCGCGCGGUGCCCCCUUUCUUCUCUUCUCCCACCCUCCCUCCCUCCCUCCCUCUUCCCCAUCCUGCGUGGCACAGCAUCUAGCGGAUACGGUCAGGUACGAGCUUCCCAGAUAGGAAAAGACGCCUCCUCUCUCAUAAACACUAUCUUGGAGAGUGUUUUCUCCCUAGACAAGUGUUCUCCCUUUUUUUGUCCCAUCAAAAAGCCGCAGCCAUAGUCAAAUCGCCAUCCAUACAGAACAUCCCCUCUCUCUGCAAGCUGCAAGAAAUGGUAUAGCAAGAUGCAGGGCAGAAAACGCAAAGCUGUACACCGUCUGCAGAACCCUUUUUCGCCUCCUAUUCUUUACUCACAUGCAAAAGGUUCUGCUAUUCAAUCUUCAUUCGCUCAAGAUGAGCAAUAAUUUUGCAGAGCACAACACACAAGAAUACGACCUGUCUGGGAGAGGGAGGGGGACGGGGAGGGGGAGGAGAAGGAGGAGGAGGAGGAAGGCGAGAGAGAGAGAGGGAGGAAGAGGAAGAGGGAGAGGGAGAGACAGCUUCAAGAGGAGUAAAGGAAAAGCCAAACG